GCCCGGCUCGCUCCUCCUCUCACGGUGACAGGCGGGCGGCCACGCCGAACGCUCCCAUGUCCGCCUCGCCUUCUUUUCCGCCACCUCCGCUGGCCGUCCGAGAAGCUGCGCACCGGGAACACAUGUUGAAGCCUCCCAGGUCCCUUUAGGGCCCGCAGAGCCGCGUCACCCCAAUCCGCUUCCUGGCGUCCGGGUCGACCGGGGACCAUGUGACCACUGGAAGUACCCCCGCCCCCCCGCACCCCACCCCACCCUACCCCACUCAGCGUCGAGUGACCCGGCUGCGAUGGGAGUCCGAUUCGGCUCACGUUAACAGGCACCCGAGCUCGGUCACAAUGCUUCUGUUUUUGGUGGCAACCACGACUUCAUCGAAUUCCAGUGGCAACGGCAACCAUACACAAGAGGGUGUCCCGUCCACCGGCCACCAUGUCCUCCCCACCGUGCUGGUCCUGUCCCUGCUGCUGCUCAUCAUCGCGCUGCUGGCCUGGUACUUCCUCAGUUUUAGGUUAAAAAAACAGAGGAAAGCAGCGGUCACCACAGUGGACAAGAAGAUACCAAAUGGCAUCCAGGAGGAACAAGACGCGACGGUGGUCCUCCUGCCCAGGUCCGCUUCGGCCGCCAAGAACUACCCGCCGCUCGCCGUGGAGCACCUGGAGGACGAGUACAGGCUGCGCUCGGCCGACGACGGGAAACUCUUCCGGGAGGAGUACAACUCUCUGCCGGGGGGCCACGCCCACGGGGCCUACGAGGAGGCCAACAAGGACGACAACAAGGACAAGAACAGAUAUCCCAACAUUCUUCCCUAUGAUCACUCCAGGGUGGUGCUGACGCAGCUGGAAGGAAGCUCCGCCUCCGACUACAUCAACGCCUCGUACAUCGACGGUUUCACUGUUAAAAACAAGUUCAUAGCAGCACAAGGUCCGAAAGAGGAAACGGUGGCCGAUUUCUGGAGGAUGAUUUGGGAGCAGAAAGUGUCGACGGUCGUCAUGCUGACCAACUUGAAGGAGCGCAAGGAAGACAAGUGUUCCCAGUACUGGCCGGAUCAGGGCUGCUGGACCUACGGGAACGUGCGCGUGGCCGUGGAGGACUUCACCGUGCUGGUGGAUUACACCAUACGCAAGUUCUGCAUCCAAUACUCCAGCGACGCCGCCAAGACGCCGCGGCCGGUCACGCAGAUGCACUUCACCAGCUGGCCCGACUUCGGCGUGCCCUUCUCGCCCAUCGGGAUGCUCAAGUUCCUCAAGAAGGUCAAGGCGCUCAAUCCGCAGUUUGCCGGGCCCAUCGUGGUCCACUGCAGCGCCGGCGUGGGUCGGACCGGCACGUUCAUCGUGAUCGACGGCAUGAUCGACAUGAUGCACGCCGAGCAGAAAGUGGACGUGUUCGGCUUCGUCUCCAAGAUCCGGGAGCAGCGCUCGCAGCUCAUCCAGACGGACACGCAGUACUCGUUCAUCUACCAGGCGCUGCUGGAGUACUACCUGUACGGGGACACGGAGCUGGACGUGUCGUCUCUGGAGGGCCACCUGCACAAGCUGCACAACACCUUCAACCAGGGGGACCGCGUCGGUCUGGAGGAGGAGUUUAAGAAACUGACCAACAUGCGUAUCAUGAAGGAGAACAUGAGAACGGGGAACCUGCCCGCCAACAUGAAGAAGAACCGAGUGCUGCAGAUCAUUCCGUACGACUUCAACAGAGUGAUUCUCUCCAUGAGGAGAGGGCAGGAGUUUACGGAUUACAUUAACGCAUCCUUCAUAGAUGGAUACCGGCAGAAGGACUACUUCAUCGCCACGCAGGGCCCGCUGCAGCACACCGUGGAGGACUUCUGGCGGAUGGUGUGGGAGUGGAAGUGCCACUCCGUCGUCAUGCUCACCGAGCUCCAGGAGAGGGAGCAGGACAAGUGUUGUCAGUACUGGCCCGCCGAGGAGUCGCAAACGUACGGCGACUACGGCGUGGAGACGAAGGCCGACGUCUUGUGCGACGCUUUUAGCCUACGAGACCUGGUGCUCACCUUCCUGCCGGAGAAGCAGACGCGCGCCAUCCGCCACUUCCACUUCCACGGCUGGCCCGAGGUGGGCAUCCCGGCCGAGGGGCGGGGCAUGAUCGACAUCAUCGCGGCGGUGCAGCGGCAGCAGCAGCAGUCGGGCAACCAUCCCAUCGUGGUGCACUGCAGCGCCGGCGCGGGGCGGACCGGUACGUUCAUUGCACUGAGCAACAUCCUGGAGCGCGUCAAGGCCGAGGGGCUGCUGGACGUCUUCCAGACUGUCAAGAGUUUACGCAUGCAGAGGCCGCACAUGGUCCAGACCGUGGAGCAGUACGACUUCUGUUACCGGGUGGUACAAGACUUUGUGGACAUUUUCUCCGACUAUGCCAACUUCAAAUGAGCUGAUUCUUUGCCUUAUCAACGUUGUUAUUAUUCUCUCUUUUUAAAUUUUUUUUUUUCUAAAGCCGGUCAGUAAAUGAUCAAUUUUUUUUUUUUUUUUGCUAUGCACUCCUCGUCCUAACGUCAACUAAACCUCCGUCCUGCCUGUAUGAUACAGUACAUAAAAAGAAUUGUACAUGGGUUUUAAAUAAAAGAAAGUGGUAAUUUAUAUUUUGUGCUAUGUAUGUAUAAUAAUUGUCUCUUUAUUUUGUUUCUCCUCCCGUUGUAUAAUACCGUAUUGUACUUUGGAAUGGUUAUGUCCGUGUAAUAUUUUUGAAAGUUGUAAAUGUAUUUAUGUAGCGAAAGCCACCUUUUAUGAUUAUUUCCCAAACGUUCCAUUGUGUGCUCGCAAAAUGACGCUUGAAUUGUCCUUUUGACUCUGCUACGGCGUGUAAGACCCCCCACCCCGCCCAUUUUUAGGGGGGGGGUGGGGGGCAUACCUGCUUUCUUUUCUUUAAUAAGCCAUGAUUUUAGUAAAGUCAGAAUUUUGAUU
Molecule: messenger RNA, 2909 nt
Organism: Syngnathoides biaculeatus (alligator pipefish)
Lineage: Eukaryota; Metazoa; Chordata; Actinopteri; Syngnathiformes; Syngnathidae
Product: receptor-type tyrosine-protein phosphatase epsilon-like
Exons: 21
Coding region: 336-2378 (680 amino acids)
Biological process (GO): protein dephosphorylation
Molecular function (GO): protein tyrosine phosphatase activity
Source: RefSeq, a predicted model, not a curated record